UUUGAUUACAUAAGAAGUGCAGAAGAGUUUUGCAGUAUUUUGCCAUUAAGCUCGAUUGUACAAUGGCUGUUUGGGAGGCACUUCUGCAGUUUCCCAGCACAGGAACAUUAUUGGGUGCUUUUCUGUUGCUUCUGGUUUUAUAUCUGCUUUCCAAUAGCUCCAAACCUCAGAAAGAAGGCAAAGACCCACCAGGACCCAAACCACUGCCUCUGCUGGGAAACCUGCUGACACUUGACCUCGAAAGACCCUUUGUCACCCUUUGUGAGCUGUCCAAAACAUACGGAAAUGUGUUUCAAGUGUUUUUCGGUCCCAAAAAAGUUGUGGUCUUAGCUGGGUACAAAACAGUUAAAGAAGCCCUUGUGAACUAUGCAGAAGAGUUUGGGGACCGAGAAAUUGGUCCUAGUUUUAGUUUACUUAACAAAGGACAUGGGAUCCUCUUUUCCAAUGGGGAGAACUGGAAAGAGAUGAGACGCUUCGCCCUCACUAACCUGCGGGACUUUGGGAUGGGGAAGAGAGGAAGUGAAGAGAAAAUCAUAGAGGAAAUUCAGUACCUGAAAGAAGAGUUUGAGAAGUUUGAAGGGAAUCCCUUUGACACAACAAAGCCUGUGAACUACGCUGUAUCAAACAUCAUCUCAGCUAUUGUGUAUGGCAGCAGAUUUGAAUACACCGAUUCUCGAUUCAAAGAAAUGGUCGACAGGGCAAACGAGAACGUUCGGGUUGGUGGAUCGGCAUCUAUGCGGCUUUACAACAUAUUUCCAUGGUUGGGCCCCUUCCUGAACAGCAAAAGGACUAUCAUAAGAAAUGCUCUGAAAAACAGGGCGGCAAACACUCAGUUGAUCAGUGGGCUGCUGGAGACUCUCAAUCCACAGGACCGCAGAGGGUUUAUCGAUUCUUUCCUCAUCCGUAAACAAAGUGACGAGCAAUCUGGUGAGAAGGACUCGUACUUCCAUCAGGAUAAUCUUCUAGUGACGGUGUUGAAUCUCUUUGUGGCUGGUACUGACACCACUGGCACAACUCUGCGUUGGGGUCUGAUGAUUAUGGCCAAAUACCCUCAUAUACAGGAUCGGGUUCAAGAGGAGAUUGACAGAGUGAUCGGUGGACGUCAACCAGCUGUGAACGACAGGAAGAAAUUACCAUAUACAGACGCUGUGAUCCAUGAAACCCAAAGACUGGCCAACAUAGUACCCAUGAGUCUCCCCCAUACGACCAGCUGUGAUGUUAAUUUUAAUGGAUACUUCAUCAAGAAGGGUACCACAGUAUUUCCUCUGCUGACGUCUGUAUUAAAGGAUGAAAGUGAAUGGGAGAAACCGCACAGCUUUUACCCAGAACACUUCCUUGAUGAGAAGGGACAGUUUGUUAAGAAAGACGCAUUCAUGCCAUUUUCUGCAGGCCGCAGAGUGUGUGUAGGAGAGGGUUUGGCCAGGAUGGAGCUAUUCCUGUUCUUCACCUCCCUCCUUCAGAACUUCCGCUUCACUCCUCCACAUGGAGUGUCUGGAGAUGAGCUGGAUCUCAAAGGAAUAGUGGGAAUCACAUUGAAUCCGUCACCACACAAACUGUGUGCAAUCAAACGGUCCUGAUCCAUGACAAUAACAUUGAUCCUUAGAAGAAACAAUAGACACAACACAUUUCACAUCAUUUCAAAUAGAGAAGGAAUGAUUUUAACACUAAUUUUACUCAUGCUGAGUAAAUAUAAUAAAUGUCAGUAUGUAAAUAGCGGCAAAACAUCUGAUGUGUGAAACCACUUUUGACUUUUUUUGCAAUAUGAAGCUUGUUUUAUAACUUGUACUUUAACACAUUUAUUAAGACAUUUUCUUGGAGAAAUAAAAAUGUCAGAAAUCAGAAAGAAGAAACGUGACUCUGAGAAAAGAUGUGUAUUUACAUUUUUUGUAUGUUGUACAAUAUAAAAAUAUUGACUUGUCAUUUAAUAUAAGCAGGCCCAGACAUAAUCUGGAGACAGUUUUGCACAUUUUCUGCCCUAAUUUGGGGGUAAAAUCUGGAAUUGUGCCUAAUUGAUUUAAACUUGCUAAAAUGUGUUGAACUGUUGAAAUGCGUUGAGACCCUUACACACUUACUGGUGGUUAAAAGUACAAUUAUAUAUCCCAAAAUAUUGAAUAAAUGAACAUACAAGGGAUGUGGGUUAUGUAGAUCUUUCUGAAUGAGUCUUCUGAUUGUGCCCGCUCAUAUUAGAAGUAUAAAAACAAUAUUUUUUAUCUCGCUGCUCAAUAUUCAGAUACAAAUAUACAGUAUAAGUUGUUUUAGAGUGUAUGGAUAUCCACUCCAUUACGGCAUUCACAGUUCUUCAUGGGAGUGUGUCAAUGCUGAGCAUUUCUGCCGCAAUUUCCUUUUCCAUGGUAACAUUUCUUUGGUUGGAUCCUUCUUCUUACUGGGAUAAAAGUAUCUGUUCUUAACAAGACUGUGUAUACCAUGAAUUAAUUUGGUCUAUAAUUGUAUUGAUUAAUUGUUUCUCUGACCCAUUCCACCCCAUAAAUACAAAUUAUGGAAUUUAAGAACUUCCUACUUACUGGAUGUUUUGUCCGGUAGGAGCAGUGGCAAAGCCUCAAAAAAUGUGGAUGAGAAAAACAAUUGAUUGUGCAUAAAUAAAACAUAAAAUAUUGCGAAACAA
This is a messenger RNA of Xyrauchen texanus (razorback sucker), 2623 nucleotides long. Its product is annotated as cytochrome P450 2K1-like. The transcript is spliced from 9 exons. Bases 63 to 1577 code for a protein of 504 amino acids. Lineage: Eukaryota; Metazoa; Chordata; Actinopteri; Cypriniformes; Catostomidae. Gene Ontology annotation, cellular component: intracellular membrane-bounded organelle; cytoplasm. Gene Ontology annotation, molecular function: iron ion binding; heme binding; oxidoreductase activity, acting on paired donors, with incorporation or reduction of molecular oxygen, reduced flavin or flavoprotein as one donor, and incorporation of one atom of oxygen. The record is from RefSeq and is a predicted model, not a curated record. Gene Ontology annotation, biological process: xenobiotic metabolic process.